This is a messenger RNA of Oncorhynchus gorbuscha (pink salmon), 5003 nucleotides long. It is a transcript of the gene shroom1, whose product is annotated as shroom family member 1. Lineage: Eukaryota; Metazoa; Chordata; Actinopteri; Salmoniformes; Salmonidae. Gene Ontology annotation, cellular component: apical plasma membrane; apical junction complex; cortical actin cytoskeleton. Gene Ontology annotation, biological process: actin filament organization. The record is from RefSeq and is a predicted model, not a curated record. Gene Ontology annotation, molecular function: actin filament binding. The transcript has 8 exons. Bases 354 to 4976 code for a protein of 1540 amino acids.
ACUCACUGGAACUUUACAUUUCCUCCUGGUAACUUGUUUUGGUCCUUCUUUCACCGAUAGAUUCACCAGUAGAUUACUGCUAAGCUAUCUGAAUUGUAUCUAAAAGUCAAGUGCUAACUUGGAAUUAGUUAGUUGCUUUUUUUCUUCUUCAUUAUUUAAUGUGGCAUCAAAAGUGUGAGCUCUCAAACCAACAACUUUGUCAAAGGAUUUGGAGUUAUUGAAAAAGCAGACUACUGAAGAAGCUUAGAAAAGAAGGCAGAAAAUGACCUGAAUUAUCAGAAGUGAAAGAUUAAGCUAAAUGUGUCCGUAUCACUCCCAUUCACCUGGGUCCACGCUUCAGUUUCCAAUGCCAAAUGGAUUCCUAUAAUUUCCACUUUGAGAGAAUGAGCAACCUGGACCUGCACCCUCUGAGCCUACCAUUGAGUCGGCUCUCCCCAGCCAAGUCCACUAGCAGCAUCGACCAGAUCACCCACCAGCACGGCAAGGGCGACUCGGCCUACAGCUCCUUCUCUGGGGGCUCCAGUGCCCCAGAAUAUCCGUCCCCCCUCCUUUCAGACGACCUCCAGCACCACAGCCUGCACUACACAGACCUGAAGUAUGUGAAGGCCAUCUACCACCCCAACGUCCUCGACUCUGACGCCAAGAGCAUGGAUCAGCUCUACCGCUCGGUGGAGGCCAUCUCAAAUCAGUACCGCCACAACGAUGGCUGCCUGAGUGCUUCACAGUACUGUGAUCAGAAUCAGGAAAUGCUACCGCCCCCUCCUCCCCUGCCGCCUCCACCCCCCGCCCGCAUGGACAGCUUCAUAGCCACCAGGAACUUGGAGAACUGUAGGGCACAGCACGGCUCCGAGGGCCAGCUGGCAGACAUGCCACCUCCACGGCCCCAGACAAAUAAUUCUGUUGCUGCCUGUCUCAAGCCUGACCUAGUCUAUGGCCACCGGGCUUCACAGCCCUAUCACAGGGACCCAGUCGACCCUGACCACACAGUUAAUAACACUGAGCAACAAAAGUCAGCAAACAUCUUAAGUGGAUCACCCCCUCACACGAGUCAGCCUGAGCAGCCCAAACAGCAGUCCGGUAGCGGCGAUGGCGGGCACUUGGAGGGUCAGCGCAAGAGGGCGCACUUGGCCCAUGGCUCCCUCAUGCCGGAGCAGCAGCGGUCCGCCAGUCCCUGGCAUGUGGCACAGAACAUGGUCAACAGCAGCAUCCAGCACAAGGGCCAGUUCUACUUCGUUACAGGUGUUUGUAAGUCCAGUCUGAAGCAUGGCUCUCUGUGUGUGCCAGAGGCGGGCAGUGAGAGCCCUGUGCCAGCGCCAGUGGAGACCCACAGGCUGGUGGAGAUGGAGAGUUCACACAACACCAUGGACAACAUGUUUAGGAACACCCAACAGAUGCAGCACAGCACCCAUGACACCGCAACAACCAAUGACAGGGAGUUUUACACCAAGAGUCAAGAUGAGGAGAAACUGAUUCAGAGUAGAAUUUCAUACGGCCCCUCUCACAUUUCAAACCAGGGCUCGCGCAGUUUCGAUGCCUUAGAACAAAGUCACAAGGUCCAGAGCAGAGUUAUCGGCAGGCAUCACAGCCCCAACCACCACAUCUUCUACUGUGGCCCAGAGGAGAACUGUCCUCCAUUAUCAAACUUCCACAACCUGGUAGUCCCUCCACCAAUCAGCAUGGAGCAGGCCAACCACCACAAGAGAUACAAACAGGUCAAGAGAGGGAGGAGGCAGCUAUUAGGAGACGUUGCCAGUGAAAAGAUCAACAAGGAAACCACCCCGCUUCUGUACCACCUCACUGGAGCCAACAGGGUGGCGCUGAGUUUGCACAAGCCCGAAAAGGACAUUGAGGUCAGUGUGAAAAGUAAAGAUGCAGGCCGGAACACCACCCCCAUUAGCUGUAGUGAUACGACACCACGGGGUGAAACAUCCAAGGAAGAGAGAGUGGAGGCUACCUCCCACCCCUGCAACACCCAGGAUGAUGCCUUCACGAAGUACUACAAGGAGAAACUGAAGGACGCCCAGUCUAAGGUGCUCAGAGAGACCUCCUUUAAGAGGAGGGACCUGCAGCUGUCCUGGCCCCACAGAGUGAGGCAGAGGCCUGAGCUCAGGCCCACAAUACUUCACACGGUCUCCUCUUCACAGGACUCUGAGACCUCAACAGACACACUCACCCCCUCCCCAUCACACUCCGAGGGGACCGAUGAGGAGAACAUAAAGGUGACGGGGAAGGAGGUUGAGAAGGUGAUAGAGAGCGUGGUGGUGAAGGACAGUGAAAAGGAAAACGGGAGACCAGCGAAUGUUGCCCAGCCUCAGGUGCCUCGUAUCAGGGGAAGGAGGCGCCUGACUCCAGAGCAGAAGAAGCUGUGCUACUCAGAGCCGGAGAAUCUAAACCAGCUGGGUGACACACCCUCCCACCACGCAGCCUGCCGUUCCCUGGGCAACGAAAGUGAAGGAGGCCUGCUAGUGCUCUCAAGUGAGGAGGGGGAGCUGGGAGAACAGGGCCUGGUGGCAGCUAGGAGAAAGAUGUUUGAAACCAGAGGCAGGGCCAUGUCUGCCUCCAGCCUCUCCAAGACAUCCCUGAAGCACCUCCAGCACAAGGCCCUGGUGGCCUACAUGGAGCGCAAGACAGGACACAAGGUGGCUGAGUCCCAGCAGCCCAACCCUCAAGCCUCUCAAGUCCCCAGCCAGAGGCACUCCACGGCUGGGAAGCCUUCUGACUGGGAUCCCAGGCCUCAGUCUGGGAAUAAAGAAGGCCCCAAGAAGAAGCUGCACAGGCCCCACUCCGCUGGUCGCAUCCUGGACUCAACCUCCAGCUCGAUAAGGUACUCGCAGUUCAGCUCCAGCUCCACCCAGGCCCGAGGUUAUUCCCAACAGGCCAGCUGGAGAGAGUUACCCAGCCACUCUCAGGGGAAGUCUGCCUCUGUGGAAAGUCUUCUGGACCAGCCUGAACCACCUGAGUUCUUCAGAAAUCGUUCCACCUCAACUCCCCACGCAUUUCAGGGUCACAACUACAUGAAUGAUCCUUCACCAGUGAAUACUCUGGACACUUCCAGUACUCAGACUCAGAGGCCAGUAGAUGAGGAGACGGUGGUAAUGAGGAGAGGCCAGGCAAUGUCGGUCCCUGAGGGUCAGCGAGUCCGGGUGGUGGCCCAGCGGGGAAAGUCCAUGGAGGAGCUGGGUAUGUCCCAGGUCAGCCACUCUCUGGUCUUCAAUAAGAGCUCUGAGCAGCUGGACCAGCUCUGCAGUAGGCAGAUGGGCCCAGGACCAGGCCAGGAGAAGAGGAUCGUCUCAUUCUUUGGCGAGGGCCAGGAGAAAGCCCAGAGGCAGACCAAGAGGAAGCCCCUCUUCAAGCAGGAAUCUGCACCACAGCUGGGCAGUGAGGAAGACAAAGAGGAGAUGACUAAAAGCACCAGAGAGUCUAGUGAGUCUGUCUCCCCUGCAUGGAGAACCUCGUCUCGGGUCAGGACUCGCUCAGACGGCUCCCCCAGAUCAUAUGACUUUGGCCCCCUCGUUAAAGAUGAGAUCGAGACCACUGAGCUCUCCUGCGAUGUCCCACUCCCACCGUCCCAUAACGUUCAGGAGUCCAGUGAGAGAGUGGUCAAGUCUACCUCAACUUCUCCCUCCAUACCCACAAAUCCCAGGGGCACUAGAGAGAGCAAGACUGGCUCAAGCAGAGUGAAGAAUGCCCGUCCUUUACACCACUCUGUGGUGAGAGAGCAGUCAGUGGACGAGCCCAGUGUGAGUCCCAAGUCCCCUCAGGAAGUCUCCCUGAGCUGUGGAGUCACCACAGACCCCACUCUGUGGAUCAUACCACCUGAACCAGGGAGCAAAGACGAGGGCGAGGACCCAGCACUUUCUGAUCAUCUGGCCGAGGGAGAAACUCCAAAUCUAGCCCCUGCUCCGGCAGCUUGUGAGCCCCUUACAAUUUCCUCCUCCUCCACCACACCAGACCCUGACACUGACACUUCCCAGAGUGGGGAGGGCGAGCAACCAGAGGAAAAAAAGGAAACCAAUGUGGUGGAGGGGGAGACCCCAGCAGGCGAGACGGAGAGCCCAGAAAAGACACCCACCACAGAGGAGUCAAAGUGGGAGGAGCUGGUGGAGGAGGUGGUCACAGCGGACCAAUCGCUGGCUCGAGUGCUGCACCCGUUGACCAAUCGUAAGACGGCGCUGAUGCUAAUGGAGCGUCUACUGUCGGAGGACACUCUGCUGAUGGAGGAGCACUAUAAGAAGAAGCAGGAGCAGAGAGACGCUGCAGACAGCUCUGAAGCGGUGGAUGACCCUGAAGCACGUCCCACAACUCCUGACGAUGAUCAAAUCCAACCCCAACCAGAGCCACUGAGCAAGGCGGAUGUCACGGAGAAGAAGAGGCUGCUGGUGGUGUGUAUUGAGAAGCGCCUGCGGGCCCUGGAGGAGCCCUGUGGUGCCCUGCAGGUGGAGGUGCAUGAGAAUGGGGUGCGGGGCGAGGCAGUGGAGGCCCUGGUUCGGGAGCGGUGUACGCCCGUGGAGCUUGAGCGCUACGGCCUGUUCAUCGGAGACCUGGAACGCGUGGUCAGCCUGCUGCUGUGUCUAUCCUCUCGGCUGGCCCGCGUGCAGAACGCCCUGAGCACCGUGGACCAGCACACAGACGAAGAGGAGAAGGAGUCUCUGGACAACCGUCACCGUCUGCUGUGCAAGCAGUGGGAGGACGCCAAAGACCUGAAGGACAACCUGGACAGACGGGAGAGGAUGGUGUCUAACUUCCUGUCUCGCUGCCUGACGGCCGAGCAGCUACAGGGCUACCAGCACUUCGUCCAGACCAAGGCCUCACUCCUCAUCAGGAUGAAGGACCUGGACGAGAGGCAGCGUCUGGGGGAAGAGCAGCUGGAGUCCCUGCUCAACACCCUCCCUCCCUGGGGACCACCAUCAGGACCCCAUCCUAGUAUAUCAUCUCCCCCAGCUGUCCAUCAACUCUCUGGGCUUAUAGAGCCCUGAAUUGCCUCUGCUUCAUCAAAAAAAAAA